Metarhizium brunneum ARSEF 3297 is the source of this 1215-nucleotide messenger RNA. Its product is annotated as Mannan polymerase II complex ANP1 subunit. Gene Ontology annotation, cellular component: mannan polymerase complex. Gene Ontology annotation, molecular function: alpha-1,6-mannosyltransferase activity. The record is from RefSeq and is a predicted model, not a curated record. Lineage: Eukaryota; Fungi; Ascomycota; Sordariomycetes; Hypocreales; Clavicipitaceae. Gene Ontology annotation, biological process: protein N-linked glycosylation; cell wall mannoprotein biosynthetic process.
AUGCUUCUUCCUAAAGGUGGUUUGAGUUGGAAAGCCGCCAGAGCACAAUUGCCGCCCACCCGCGUUGUCUGGAACCUAGUUACACGGACGCGCUUCUUGCUUCUCGUUGCAGUCACUGGCAUCAUUUUGUUGCUAUGGCGAGGUAUUAGCAGCUCAGCGUCGGAAAUGCAGAGCUUUUACUGCUGGGGACCGUCAACACCUCCGAUAGAGAUGUCGCAGAAUGAGUAUUCCCGGUGGAAUGCGCACAUGCAAACACCCGUCAUCUUCAACCACCACGCUCCUCUCAAGGUCCAGUCGCCGACGAUACAAAACGUCGACUUGAACCCAAUCAAGUCUACCCGAAAGGCCGUUGCAAACGAGGAGAGAAUCCUCAUCCUUACCCCGCUCAAGGACGCCGCGUCUCAUCUUUCCAAAUACUUCGAACUCCUUGCCGAACUUUCCUAUCCUCAUCGACUGAUUGAUCUAGCCUUCCUCGUCUCCGACUCCAAGGAUGAUACCCUGGCGGUCCUUGCGGCCGAGCUCGAACGUAUUCAGAAGCGACCGGAUAAUAUCCCAUUCCGAAGUGCUACUGUUGUUCAGAAGGAUUUCGGUUACCACCUUAGCCAGGAUGUUCAGCAGAGGCACUCGUUCGAAGCUCAGGGUCCUCGCCGAAAGGCCAUGGGCAGAGCCAGAAACUACUUGCUUGCUAGUGCUCUGAAGCCGGAGCACUCUUGGGUCUACUGGCGGGAUGUUGACAUUGUCGAUAGCCCCGCUAAGAUUCUUGAGGAUUUUAUUGCUCAUGAUAAAGAUAUCUUGGUUCCUAACAUUUGGUUCCACAGAUACGAGAAGGGUGUCGAUAUCGAAGGUCGAUUCGAUUACAACUCGUGGGUUGAGUCGGACAAGGGCCGCAAAUUGGCGGCUAGUUUGGACAAAGAUACCGUUCUCGCCGAGGGAUACAAACAAUACGAUACUGGUCGUACUUACAUGGCAAAAAUGGGAGACUGGCGAGAGAACAAGGAUGAAGAGAUUGAGCUUGACGGUAUUGGUGGUGUGAACAUUCUUGUCAAGGCCGAUGUUCACCGAUCCGGCAUCAACUUUCCUUCCUACGCUUUUGAGAACCAAGCCGAAACGGAAGGUUUUGCCAAGAUGGCGAAGCGAGCCGGCUACCAGGUUGUUGGUCUCCCCAACUAUGUCGUCUGGCACAUUGAUACCGAUGAGAAGGGCGGCAACUUAUAA